Arachis duranensis is the source of this 1180-nucleotide messenger RNA. RefSeq lists its product as uncharacterized. Bases 148 to 1155 code for a protein of 335 amino acids. Gene Ontology annotation, molecular function: phosphatidylinositol transfer activity. The transcript has 7 exons. NCBI's taxonomy places the organism in Eukaryota, Viridiplantae, Streptophyta, Magnoliopsida, Fabales, Fabaceae. The record is from RefSeq and is a predicted model, not a curated record.
UCUGUGUUCUUGUCUCUAUCAGUGAUUAUCAAUCACGUCAUUAUCAUUAGUGAAACGAAACCAAAAGCCUGGAGUCUGAUCUUGGAAAUCUAGUACUCUUUUCUUGCGACACAUACUUUAUUUAAGGCUAUUAGCACUGUUUGGACUAUGGAUUUGAAACAAAGAUUAUCAUCAUUCAGAAGAAGCUCAAUAGAAAAAAUUCUGACUCCUCAAGAGAAUCAAGCAAAGAUUGAUGAAGUCAGAAAGAUCAUUGGUCCAGUUGCAAGUAAGUUUCCAGUUAUGUGUUCAGAUGCAUCAAUACAAAGGUACCUCAGAGCAAGAAAAAAUAAUUCUAAGAAAGCAGCAAAGAUGCUCAAAUGCAGCUUGAAAUGGAGGUUAGAGUACAAGCCUGAGAUGAUUAAAUGGGAUGAUAUAGCUCAAGAAGGUGCUUUAGGAAGGCUAUACAAAGCUGAUUACUUGGAUUCACAAGGGAGGACUGUUCUUGUCAUGAGACCUGCUAUUACGAGUGCAAGCGCCGCAGCAGGGCAGAUCAAGUACCUUGUUUACUGUUUGGAGAAUGCCAUAAUGACUUUGAGUUCUAAGCAGCAGGAACAGAUGGUUUGGCUGGUUGAUUUUCAAGGGUGGAACAAAUCCUGCAUAUCAUUGAAGAUUACAAGGGAAACUGCUCAAAUCUUGCAGGAUCAUUACCCUGAGAGAUUGGGCCUUGCAGUCAUGUACAACCCACCAAAAGUAUUUGAGUCCUUUUGGACGAUGGUAAAGCCAUUUCUUGAGCCAAAGACUUUCAAGAAGGUGAUAUUCGCUUAUCCGGACAACACGAAAAGCCUAAGGAUGAUGGAAGAACUCUUUGACAAGGACAAGCUGGAAUCCUACUUCGGCGGGCGAAACACCGUCGGAUGGACCCUCGAGUCUUUUUCCAAAAAAAUGAAAGAUGAUGACAAUAAGAGGAUGUCUAAUGUCAGUGAAGGUGGUGUUUCAACAGAACUCAUCAAUGAAUCAAUUCAAAUAGAUGACAACAACUCGGAUGAUGAAACAUCUAGUUGUGACACUCUUGGUUCAACCAUGGGGGGAGAUAAAGAAGAGAUUAAUGUACAAGAAAGACUAGAUUCUCCUAAACCUACAAUUCUGCAAAAAGAUGAAUCUGGUGCAAAGCCCUGAGGCAAAUGCAGGGGAUCAAUUAUGU